Molecule: messenger RNA, 1770 nt
Organism: Physeter macrocephalus (sperm whale)
Lineage: Eukaryota; Metazoa; Chordata; Mammalia; Artiodactyla; Physeteridae
Product: primary amine oxidase, liver isozyme-like
Exons: 4
Coding region: 1-1770 (589 amino acids)
Biological process (GO): response to antibiotic; amine metabolic process
Cellular component (GO): Golgi apparatus; plasma membrane; early endosome
Molecular function (GO): copper ion binding; quinone binding; primary methylamine oxidase activity
Source: RefSeq, a predicted model, not a curated record
AUGGGUGAAGGUGGUGCUGGGAGUGAGGAAGGAGUCGGGAAGGAGUGUCAUCCCGGCCUGCCUCCCCUCUGCCCCUCCGUAUCACCAAGUGCCCAGCCCUGGACACACCCUGGCCAGAGCCAGCUGUUUGCAGACCUGAGCCGAGAAGAACUGACGGCUGUGAUGAGCUUUCUGACCCAGAAGCUGGGACCAGGCCUGGUGGAUGCAGCUCAGGCCCAACCCUCAGACAACUGCAUCUUCUCGGUAGAGCUGGAGCUGCCCCCCAAGGCUGCAGCCCUGGCCCACCUGGACAGGGGGAGCCCCCCGCCUGCCCGGGAGGCACUGGCCAUCGUCUUCUUUGGUGGACAACCCCAGCCCAAUGUGACUGAGCUGCUGGUGGGGCCGCUGCCGCACCCCUCCUACCUGCGGGAUGUGACUGUGGAGCGUCACGGGGGCCCCCUGCCCUAUCACCGACGCCCCGUGCUGGGAACUGAGUCUGCCCAGAUGUGGAAGCAUUUGAAAGAGGUGGAGCUCCCCAAGGCACCAGUCUUCCUGGCGUCUGUCUUCAACUACAGUGGCUCCACUUUGGCAGCUCUGCACGCCACCCCUCGUGGCUUGCGCUCAGGAGACCGUGCUACCUGGAUAGCCCUCUACCAUAACAUCUCAGGUGUUGGGAUUUUCCUGCACCCUGUGGGGCUCGAGCUACUGCUGGACCACCGGGCCCUGGACCCUGCCCGCUGGGCUGUCCAGCAGGUCUUCUACCUUGGGCACUACUAUGCAGACUUGGGUCAGUUGGAAUGGGAGUUUAAGGCUGGCCGGCUGGAAGUGGUUAGAGUUCCUCUACCCCUGCCAGUUGGGGCCUCAUCGCUGCGCUCGCGGGUCUCCCCAGGUCCUCUUCCCCCUCUUCAGUUCUCACCUCAGGGCUCCCGGUACAGUGUGCAAGGGCACCGAGUGGCGUCGUCCCUUUGGACGUUUACCUUUGGCCACGGAGCUUUCAGUGGGCCAAGGAUCUUUGACAUCCGAUUCCAGGGAGAACGGCUGGCUUACGAGAUCAGCCUCCAAGAGGCCUUGGCUGUCUAUGGUGGAAAUUCUCCUUCUGCUGUGAGAGGCCGGGACGCAGAUGGCAACUUUGGUUUGGGCCACUUUUCCACGACCCUGACCCGUGGGGUGGACUGCCCCUAUCUGGCCACCUACGUGGACUGGCACUUCCUUUUGGAGUCCCGAGCCCCCAAGACACUACCUGAUGCCUUUUGUGUGUUUGAGCAGAACCGGGGCCUGCCCCUGAGGCGACACCACUCAGAUUUUCAUUCCCACUAUUUUGGGGGCCUUGUGGAGACAGUGCUGGUCUUCAGAUCUGUGUCGACCUUGCUCAACUACGACUACGUGUGGGAUAUGGUCUUGCACCCCAAUGGGGCCAUCGAAGUCAAAUUCCACGCCACAGGCUACAUCAGCUCGGUGUUCCUCUUUGGUGCUGCCCGAAGAUACGGAAACCAGGUUGGGAAGCACACGCUGGGCACCGUCCACACCCACAGUGCCCACUGCAAGGUGGAUCUGGAGGCAGGUGUGCAGCUUCAGGCAGCAGGAUGGGUCGAUAACCUUGUGGGUCUAAUCCAAAUCCCCUGCAGGUACCAGCUGGCUAUGACCCAGCGGAAGGAGGAGGAGCCCAGAAGCAUCAGCGUCUAUAAUUUGAAUGACCCCUGGACCCCCACCCUGGACUUCACUGACUUCAUCAACAAUGAGACCAUUGCUGGGCAGAGAAGAGAGGAAUGGCCAGCCGAGAGUCUAAAGUGA